Molecule: messenger RNA, 4895 nt
Organism: Larimichthys crocea (large yellow croaker)
Lineage: Eukaryota; Metazoa; Chordata; Actinopteri; Sciaenidae
Gene: abcc4
Product: ATP binding cassette subfamily C member 4 (PEL blood group)
Exons: 31
Coding region: 161-4138 (1325 amino acids)
Biological process (GO): monoatomic ion transport; transmembrane transport
Cellular component (GO): plasma membrane
Molecular function (GO): ABC-type transporter activity; ATP binding; ATP hydrolysis activity
Source: RefSeq, a predicted model, not a curated record
CGCGGCGCUGCGCUCCUUAGUCAGUCGGACGUAACAACACCUUUGGGGCGUGAGGAGCUCCCCGUUAAUAUGUAUGUGCGGCGGAGUCACGCCGCUUAGCGGAUAUUAAAGAGGAGGAGAAAGUUGAAGUGGGAAGGGUACCGUGUGAGCCCGGACUAUCAUGGAACAAGUCAGCAAAGCUGACAACCCGGCAGCGACUGCGGGCAUUUUGUCGAAGAUCUUCUUCUGGUGGCUCAACCCUUUGUUCAGCACCGGAUACAAACGCAGGCUGGAUGAAGAUGACAUGUACAAGGUGUUACCAGAGGACGGGUCUGAGAGUCUGGGCAUGGACCUGCACAGGCACUGGGAUCGCGAGGUCCAGAUGGCUACCAAAGAGCUGCAGACGCCUAGCCUGUCCAAAGCCAUCAUUAAAUGCUACUGGAAACCGUACGCAGUGCUCGGAUUCUUCACCCUUGUCGAGGAGGUGAUUAAAGUCAUCCAGCCGGUUGUCUUGGGGAAGAUGAUUCAGUAUUUUGAGAAUUACGACCCAGACAACUACAAAGCGCUGUACGAGACUCUGGGAUAUGCAGCCGGUUUAUCUUUAUGCACCAUCUUCCUGGCACUGCUCCAUCACCUCUACUUCUACCACGUCCAGAGAGCGGGGAUGAAGAUCAGAGUGGCCAUGUGUCACAUGAUCUACAAAAAGGCUCUGUGUCUCAGCAGUUCAGCCAUGGGAAAAACCACCACAGGCCAGAUUGUCAAUCUCCUUUCCAACGACGUCAACAAGUUUGAUGAUGUGACUAUCUUCCUGCACUUCCUGUGGGUCGGGCCCCUCCAGGCAGCAGCGGUUGUCGGACUGCUGUGGUUGGAGAUCGGCCCGUCGUGCCUGGCGGGCAUGGUGGUCCUCAUGUUCCUCAUGCCUGUGCAAACCAUGUUUGGAAGGCUGUUUUCGAAGUUCAGGAGUAAGACGGCUGCUCUGACUGACAACAGGAUCCGCACAAUGAACGAGGUGGUGUCUGGAAUUAGGAUCAUUAAGAUGUACGCCUGGGAGAAACCCUUCGCUGCUCUGGUCUCUGAGGUCAGAAGAAAGGAGAUCUCAAAGAUCAUGAAGAGCUCCUACCUACGUGGCCUCAACAUGGCCUCCUUCUUCUGCGCCAGCAAGAUCAUCGUCUUCAUCACCUUCACCCUCUACGUCCUGCUGGGAAACACCAUCUCAGCCAGCCGCGUGUUCGUGACGGUGUCGCUGUACACGUCGGUGCGCCUCACCGUCACCCUCUUCUUCCCCAGUGCCAUCGAGAAGCUGUUUGAGUGCCGUGUCAGCAUCCGCAGGAUCCAGGAGUUCUUGAUGCUGGAUGAGAUCACAAAAAACGCCCUUGCACUGCCACAGGAGGAGAAGAAGAUGGAGCCCUCUGUGGAAAUCCAGGACCUGACCUGCUACUGGGACGAGAAUCUGGCUGCUCCGUCUCUGCAGAGCAUCUCCUUCACUCUGAACUCAAAUCAGCUGCUGGCUGUGAUUGGACCGGUCGGGGCCGGAAAGUCGUCACUGUUGAGCUCCAUCCUGGGAGAGCUGUCUGCUGAAAAGGGGGUGCUGAAGGUCAAAGGUCAGCUGACCUAUGCCGCACAGCAGCCCUGGGUGUUUCCGGGAACCAUCCGCAGUAACAUCCUGUUUGGGAAGGAGCUGAACAACCAGAAGUAUGAACAAGUCAUCAGAGCCUGCGCUCUAAAGAGGGACUUGGAGCUGCUCCCAGACGGAGACCUGACUCUGAUCGGGGACAGAGGGGCCACACUCAGCGGGGGACAGAAAGCUCGUGUCAACCUAGCGAGGGCUGUGUAUCAGGAUGCCGACAUCUACCUCCUGGAUGAUCCUUUAAGUGCUGUGGACGCUGAGGUCGGGAGACACCUCUUUGAACAGUGUAUCUGUGGUCUGCUGAAGAACAAGCCUCGCAUCCUGGUCACCCACCAGCUGCAGUACCUGAAGGCAGCCAACCAGAUUGUGGUCCUGAAGGAGGGUCACAUGGUAAAAAAGGGGACGUACACAGAGCUGCAGCAGUCUGGCGUGGACUUCACCUCCCUGCUGAAGAAGGAGGAGGAGGAGGAGCAGCAGCCUGCAGACAUCUCCCCCAGGAGAAGAACUCUGUCGCAGAACUCUGUGCUCUCUGAGACCUCUGUGCAGUCGGUCAAAGAUGGAGACCAGUUACUGGGUGAGCAAGUGCAGGCGGUAGCAGAAGAGAGUCGCGCUCAGGGAACCAUUGGAGUGAGCCUGUAUGUGAAAUACCUGCGAGCUGGAGCCAACAUCGCGGUUCUUCUCAUCGUCCUACUGGUCAACAUUCUGGCUCAGGUGGCAUACAUCAUGCAGGAUUGGUGGUUAGCUUACUGGGCUGACGAGCAAGGGAAGUUGACCGCAAACAGUACGAUCAUCCAAAACGGUUCAAACAUCACGAUCAUCCAAAACGGUUCAAACAUCACCAGUGAGCGGAACACAGACUUCUACCUGGGUGUUUAUGGAGGUUUGACUGUGGCCACCAUCAUUUUUGGCUUUAUCAGGAAUUUGGUCCUGUUCAACGUGCUGGUGAGGUGUUCACAGUCUCUGCACAACCGCAUGUUCACCGCAAUACUCCGAACACCUGUGCGCUUCUUUGACAUCAACCCCAUUGGAAGAGUGUUGAACAGAUUUUCAAAGGACAUUGGACAGCUGGAUUCUAACCUGCCAUGGACCUUUGUAGACUUUAUACAGGUUUUCCUGCAGAUCCUCGGUGUGGUCUGUGUGUCAGUGUCGGUGAUCCCCUGGAUCCUCAUCCCUGUGCUCCCCCUGCUUCUCUUCUUCCUCUACCUGCGCCGCUACUUCCUGCGGACCGCCAGAGAAAUCAAACGCCUCGAGGCCACCACUCGGAGUCCAGUCUUCUCCCACCUGUCCUCAUCUCUUCAGGGUCUGUGGACGAUCCGAGCCUUUGGAGCAGAGGAGAGGUUCCAGAAAACCUUCGAUGACCAUCAGGACCUGCACUCAGCGGCCUGGUUCCUGUUCCUGACCACCUCUCGUUGGUUCGCUCUGCGCCUUGAUGGCAUCUGCUCCAUCUUUGUUACCAUCACCACCUUUGGCUGCCUGCUGCUCAGAAACCAGCUGGACGCUGGCUCUGUUGGUUUGGCUCUCACCUACUCUGUUACACUGAUGGGCAUGUUCCAGUGGGGUGUGAGGCAGAGUGCAGAGGUGGAGAACAUGAUGACAUCAGUGGAGAGAGUGGUGGAGUACACUGAACUAGAGAGUGAAGCACCCUGGGAAACCCAGAAGCGACCUCCUCCUGAUUGGCCCAGCAAAGGCCUGGUGACCUUUGACCGAGUGAACUUCUCUUACAGCGGCGACGGACCGCUGGUGCUGCACAACCUGAAAGCGAUGUUCCGACCCAGAGAGAAGGUUGGGAUUGUGGGUCGGACCGGCGCUGGGAAAAGUUCUCUGGUCUCGGCUCUGUUCCGCCUUGCAGAGCCUCAGGGGAAGAUCUACAUCGACGGUGUUUUGACCUCUGAGAUCGGCCUCCAUGACCUGAGGCAGAAGAUGUCCAUCAUCCCUCAGGACCCAGUGCUGUUCACGGGCUCCAUGAGGAAGAACCUGGACCCUUUUAACCAACACACAGAUGAAGAACUGUGGAAUGCUCUGAAAGAGGUGCAGCUGAAGUCUGUGGUGGAGGAGCUGCCUGGUAAACUGGAGACGGUUCUGGCCGAGUCGGGCUCUAACUUCAGCGUGGGUCAGAGACAGCUGGUGUGUCUGGCCAGAGCCAUCCUGAGGAAGAACCGCAUCCUCAUCAUCGAUGAGGCCACGGCCAACGUGGACCCCAGGACAGAUGAACUGAUCCAGAAAACCAUACGAGACAAGUUCAGAGAGUGCACCGUGCUGACCAUCGCUCAUCGUCUCAACACAAUCAUAGACAGCGACAGGAUACUGGUUCUCGAUGCAGGGAACAUCCAUGCCUAUAGUGAGCCUUACACUCUGCUUCAAGACCCAAAUGGUAUCUUUUAUAAAAUGGUGCAGCAGACUGGCAAACAGGAGGCAGCAGCUCUAUUAGAAGCAGCCAAACAGGCUUACGACAACAGAAGUCAUCAGAGCAUUCUAAAUGGACACGCGGAGACAGCGGACGGUAGCCUGAUUAUCUUUGAGACAGCUCUGUGAGCUCAGGGAGGCUCUGAAGACAAAGUGCCUGGGUUUGUAAUGCACUCCUCCAGCCUGUGGUGAACGCACACUAGCCUGGAUAGAAAAGCCUCAACAGGUCAAGUUCUGUAGAGACAGAGGACGAGAUCAGCAGAGGCACCGGCCUCAGCAGAACCAACUAUAUGCACAUCAUGCUGUAGUCUCCUUCAAGCUGAUGAGACAGCUUAGACAGGAGUGCUGUAAAAACUGACAUGGAUCACUAUUUAUUUUCUAACAGACUGCUGCUCAGUACACUGCUGCCUUGGAGAAAUUACCUUAUUAUCCUUAAAACAAACUAUGUGCCUUAUUUCAGAACUGCAGCACUUUGACUUGUUAACUUAACCAAAGAUGCUGUCUAACUCUAUCCAAAGUUGCCUUUGUAUACACACAGGUAGCAUUGUUGCACACAACUAGUGAUUACCAAAUCUAAACAACUUUCAGAUUUAUUUAGACGACAUUUAUGCUGCAGCAUCAUUAAACUGUACAAACUUCAUUUUAUACUGUUUUAGUCACUGUGAUGACUGUUUUACUGAUGAAAUGUUUUGUUAUUUACCAUUUAAAAUGUGUCAUGACUAUCUUACAUGUUAACACUAUGUAGAUUUUCUUUUUUUUAUGUCAACUUCUGCAUAAACAUGUCCAAAUCUGACUGCUGACGUUCUUUGGGGUCAAACCACAGAAACAAAGGUUUUACCUUUUUAUGUGACAUUUUUCUUGAUGGACUCAGCAUUCUCUGAUAUUA